ACAUUAAUUCAGCUUCGGCCGGAAAAAAAAAAUUCUUAUAAAAGAAACAUGAGUGUAUACAAACAACCAACCAGCUUGAAUUAAACUUUGCUGACGCAGUUUUAAAUUACGGUUUUAAAUAUUUUCAGUUUCUUAAAUUAUGAUAAUCACUUUUUGAGGUUUAAUAUUCUAUGUUCCGGGCGAUGCGUGUAGAUUUGCAGACAUGCACUAAACAUUUGUUAAUGCGUGAGUGGUACAACUUCAUGCGAUCAGAAGUCGAUUUUGUUCACAUUUAGAAUCAUAAUGUUGUCCAAAUUAAUUUUUUUGCUCGUUGUCAUCAUUUAUUCCCUUUGUAUGUCGUUAUACGUGGCUCAAUCUUUGAGCUUCAAAGGUGUCAUUGAUGUCGCUGAUGGAAUUCUAGUUUACGGCAACUUUUUUUCGUUUUCGCAUCACAAACUUAAUUCCACACCGAUCGAAUCUCGCACAGUUUAUGGUGAGCAGGAUUGCAUUGCAGCGUGUACAGAGUCUUCUCAAUGCCGAUCACUGAAUUUCAGACUAGUUCCAGAUGCAAAUGGGAAAUUUCUCUGUCAACUUUUGGAUACUGACAAACUUUUUUUGUCGGAAUUGUUCAAUGCAAGCUUGGACUUCCAUCACCACAGCUUUACGGCCCCUUGUGAGCUACAUCCAUGCAAGAACGGAGGGACCUGUUAUCCAGUUAACGGAGACUACGAUUUCAAAUGCGCUUGCACCUCUAGUUUCGGAGGAAAACACUGUACUGACGACAAAAGGUACAAGAGCUGUGCGGAGCUGUUGAACGCUGGUUUCACCGAGGAUGGUUUCUACCAGAUCUGGAGUAAUCAGGCGGAAGUUAUUGAUGUCUAUUGUGAUCAGUCUAGCUGGGGUGGAGGUUGGACUAUGGUGUUCAAGGUGGUAUCUGGUAUCCCCGCUGACAUUUAUCAACUGUGGACGUCAGCAGAUUCUUUGAACGAGAACAAAACAGAAGCACUGAACGUCAACUCCUCAGUCAAAGGACAUUACAAGAACCGCUUUGUGCAAAACUGGCAAACCGCGAAACCUAAUGAGGCGCGAGUGGCACUGUACAGCAAUAAUGCGUCCAAACCUGAAGUUCUUUCCCUGGUGUUCAACACCACUAAUUCCAACAACGUGAACUGGUUUUCUAGAGAUCGUCUAACUCACUCACCCUGGACCAAUCUGUUCACCGAACCGCUGCUCACCUUCGAUCUACAAGGAUGUUGCGGAAGAGCCUUCUACAUAACCAAGAGUCAUGGUGGCUGCCCACUGGAUUAUGGAUGGCUCCUGGUGUCUUUCGGCGGUUGUGCUUACGAGUUGCGCUUUCCUAAAACAACGGUUAUGUAUAGUAACCACACAAGCUACACCAACUGGAAUAAUUAUGGAACUGUUGGCAUUGCAGAUACGUUGCUAGUGUAUAUUCGUUGAGACAUUACUGGAUAGUAAGCCUUAGGAUAACACAGCCGAGAGCUGAAUGAUGUAGUUUAUAACUAAUCCUUAUCGAUAGAAUAAUGCUCAGAAUUAAGAUAGAAAUAUAAAAAAAAUUCCCUUCUGAAAUACAACAGUGUAAUUAACGAUUAUUCCACGAACGCGCGUUGGGUAUAAGAUGGUAGAGAGCCAACGAGGCGCGUAGUGAGAGCUGGAAUAAUUGUUUUGUUAAAAACGCCCCAAAAUAUCAAAACUAAACUACAAUAAAAAAUAAUAACGCCCCAAGGACUAAUUUAAUAAUUUGCCAAAACUUCUUGAAGAUGUCUUAGGGUGCGUUCCUUUGGGGUGAACUGGAUCAGGAUCAGAGAUCGAAGAUCACUCGGAUCAUGGUGCAUCAA
Orbicella faveolata is the source of this 1835-nucleotide messenger RNA. RefSeq lists its product as uncharacterized. The record is from RefSeq and is a predicted model, not a curated record. NCBI's taxonomy places the organism in Eukaryota, Metazoa, Cnidaria, Anthozoa, Scleractinia, Merulinidae. Gene Ontology annotation, molecular function: oligosaccharide binding.